This is a messenger RNA of Portunus trituberculatus (swimming crab), 3596 nucleotides long. RefSeq lists its product as uncharacterized. NCBI's taxonomy places the organism in Eukaryota, Metazoa, Arthropoda, Malacostraca, Decapoda, Portunidae. The coding region runs from base 2027 to 3319 and encodes 430 amino acids. The transcript is spliced from 3 exons. The record is from RefSeq and is a predicted model, not a curated record.
UAGACUUCUUUCACACUGAACGGGUGAUGCCCGCGACUUCACCGACGCCUGAACCCGCUCAAACUGGCGGCUUGUGAGGCGUGAGGGGGAGAGCCGAAGCUGAUAAGAGUAUCCCGCGAGCGGGUGAAGUCUAACGCGGGUGUCCCGCCUGCGCAUCCGCCUCCGCGCAUAGAGUGAAGGCCCGCGCGUUCUUCCGUCUGGGUCUUUCCCACUCUGCAGUAGCCUUGUAGCUUUGUUGUUGGUUGCACGUAUUUUCCCGUGUUCUAGUGUAAUUUUAGCUUUAAUUUGGCAGAAACGAAAUGGAAGCAGAUAUCGAUUCAGAACAACUCAUAUCGCUGGUCCAAGAAAGACCAGUUCUGUGGAACAAGUCGCAAGAGAAUUACAAGUCCCGGGCUUACACCUCGAAGGCCUGGAGAGAGAUAUGUGCCAUUCUCAAUCAAGAUUUCGAAAAUUUACCCAAAUUUGUAAGAAAUGAGUAUGACUAGUGAUAAAGAGGUGGAAAAACGUGAAAGAUCAGUUCAUUAAAACCUUGAAGAAGAAAGAGAGAAAUGCUGCAACAGGGAAGAAAAUGAAGAAAUACAUCUAUCACGAGCAGCUGUCCUUCCUGUGUAAUAAUGAAGCACAUUCAUACCACAAAGACGAAUCUGUCAAGUCUGGAACAUCGGAGGAGGAAACCGAUGAGGUCAUUGUUGUGGAGAAGGCCUGCGAGAUGAGAAAAGUGAACGCCAUUAAGACACGUGCUAUGAGAUCAGCUAUAAAAAGAAAGAAAACUGACCUUGAGGGAGAGAUAAAAGAACAUUCACCAUCAAAAGAAGACCAUCAUUUGUCAUCCGCUAAAGACCACUCAAGUUCAUCCAUUAAGCAAGAUCACAAUUUUUCUUCAUCAACGAAAGAAAACCCUAAGGCAUCCACAAAAGACGACACUCCUUCACCAGCUAAACACGACUUUCCUUAUCCAUCCACUAAAGAGGACCGUCAUAUGUCCUUUUUCAACGCCAUUCGUCCUUCCCUCCUCCAAUUUACUGAUGACGAAACGUUGCAGUUCCAGUCUGAUGUUAUAAAAUUGAUCCAGAGCAUUAAAAAGGCUCGUUUGCUUCAGCAUCAAAUUUCAACACAGCAUCCAAGCUCCUCAUGCCAGGCGAACACACAACCACAUUUGAAUGGUCAGGCAUUAAGUGAACAGCAAGAAUCUGGACAAGUCUCACCAGCGCCAUCAGAUUGUGGCUCACAUGAUGUUAUAAGAUUGGGACUCGUCUGAUGUUAGUAGAUUACACACACAUUCCAUAGUUAAACCUGAUACCCUUGAAGAUGUUUCCGUGUUUUAAUCUGUUAUCAAUGUAUUGUUAUUUUGUUCUUUUAAGAUUGUACUCGUAUUGUCUAAUAAGGUAUUGAGUUUAAAUAAAGGCUGCAUCUCUCUCUCUCUCUCUCUCUCUCUCUCUCUCUCUCUCUCUCUCUCUCUCUCUCUCUCUCUAAUACUUGAGAAUGUAUUUUUGAAACAAUGAAGCCACUUUGAUAAUUAUUACUGUUUUAUUUACACGUAUUCCUAACUCCAGAUACCCUACAAAUGUGAUGAUAGGAAUGAUCAUCGUGAUGCUCUCACUGCUAUUGUUAUAAUAAUAAUGGUGAUGACAAAGAAUUGUGUAAUGAAUUGGUCAUUGUUGUGGUCACAUACUUUAUUGCCUGGAUGCAGUGUUUAAAAAGUUAAGGAUGGAAAUAGUUAACUGGUAGGAGUUCCAUUAGAUUGUAAAAGUAAUGCUUAAAUGCAACAGCGAGACGUUCGACGAGUUUUACCUCACUCUCUUGUCGAAGGAAUUAGUCGUGCACGUUAUCAAAAGUGGUUACUGACAUACAGGAGUGAAAAAAAAGACUAAUAUAUGAUGAUAGCUUAUUGAAUGAAUUAUUCAUGUAAACAGAUGUGUAGGUUAAUAAAGUUUGUAAUUGCCUUACAGGACAAAAAAAAAAAAUAAAAUAAAAAAUAACGAAAAUGAAAUAAAGAAAUCUGUAAGAUCCAAGCUCGUUUCUUGGGAUGAUACCGCGCGAACUGGAAAACAAGCGCGGUUGGGUUUCCGCCCGCGUAGUUUGGAAAGGAUCGGUGGAUGGGAGUUACUCGACGCGUGAGUGCGGGCGCGGACACGACCCGGAUCAUUUUGAUGAAUCGCAGUACGAGAGCCACAGAGUUGACAAUAAUAGGAGACUGAAAGCAUUUGCUGUGCCAACAAUAUUCCCGUUUACCAUUCCUUCCCAGCUAUCAGCCAAUCCCGUGCCGAUAAAUGGGACUUCUAAUGAUACAUGUAAUGCAUCUUCAGCGCCAACACUGCCGCUGGCUGACCACUCCUACUGCAUUCCUAAUGGUGAUGAAGGAACAAAAGAAAUACCAGUGGAAGAACUUGACUCUGAGAAUGAUGGCGGUCAAGAAAAAGAAGAUGAGGCUCCACAACCUGAUUUCAGAGAUGAGGCGUCACGUUCCGUUAUUCAUGUUGUCUCUAAGUGCCCUGCUAAUGACGAAAACAAUCCAAAAGAGAAGGUAAACAAACUUAAGCAAGCACUGGCCAAGGAGAGAAAAGAGAGGUGUGUUUUAGAAGAAAGCAAGAGUGUCCAGGAAGCUGCGUUUGCGGAGCUGUUCAAUAAGGAUCAGCUGGAAAGACUCUGCCGCAGAAGUAGGCGAGGUGUGAAGUGGUCCGCUGAGACUAUCCAGAAAGGCCUUCAGCUGCUGUCAGUCUGUGGCUCAGCUGGGUACGAGUUACUGCUGUCACAAAAACAACCCUUGCCUUCCAUGAGGUCACUGAGAAGACAGUACGAAAAGACCAAUUAUCCACCACUGACGCCAAUGUUGGUUGACCACGCGCACCACGACAGUUCCAGUGACGAUGAUGCAACGCAGAAAGCAGCGCCAAUUGACAAUGAUGAGCGAGACACUGACGAUCAUGAUGAAGAUCAACAACCUUGUUCCACGGACGAAGCCUCAUAUAUCGUUUCAGGAUGCUUUGGUCAGGACGAAAGUUAUGUGACAAAAGGAGAAAUAAAGAAACUAAAGCGAGCACUGGCCAAGGAGAGAAGAGAGAAGCGCAUGCUGGAGAAAAGGCUGGGUGUGCAGAAAGCAGUGUUUGCGGAGCUGUUCACAAAGGAUCAACUGGAGAGUAUUUCAUGUAACAGUAGUCACAGUGUGAAGUGGACUGCUGAGACUAUCAAGAAAGGCCUUCAGCUGUGGUCUGUUUGUGGUGAAGCAGGAUAUGAGUUGCUGCUGUCACAAAAACAACCUUUGCCGUCCAUUUCAACACUAAGAAGACAACGCAAGGAAAGCAACUCCAAGGACAAAUAGAAAAUAGAGUUUGUAAUGACUAUUGAAGAUGACAACUACAAUUGCUGCUGUGUGCGAGUCCAUUGAUUGAUAAAUAAGUAAUUUUUCUAAUGGCCGAUGCAGCUUGAGAAUCAUUGCAGCCAAGAGAACAAAUUUACGAUAAUAUUCAUGAAUGCAUGAAACUAAUCUGAUUGGGACAAUAAUUCUAGCAGAAAAUACGAGUAAAUAAAAUGAAAAUUAAUGUAUAAAACACGUUCCUCCCGCUAUUGUUUGCAAUGAAUAAAUAAACAAAUAAAAA